AGGAGCUAGAACAAAAAUUUUUUUAUCAUUAAAUAGGGAAUUGUUUAUACUAUAUACACCACUAUUCAAAACAAAAAAAUUCGCACCUACGAUUUUUUCAGAAAACGCCGCCUAAAUGCCCACUGUGUGUAAGCAAUAUAAUGAAAGUAUGUGACAGCUAAUAAUAGAAAGCUUUUCUCCAUAAUUUUAACAAAAGUUUAAAUGGACAUUUAAUACUAUCGUAAGAAUAAGAGCAAGUUAAGACUUUUAUUUUUGUCGUGUCCCUUAUUAAAAUUUAUUAUUAUUCCUCUAUUUUAAAACAGCAUUAUCAAAUCUAAUUGCACACUUCACUUUCUACUACAGUCAUUUAAAAUUUGCUUUUUUAGUGAAUGCUACUGACAUUCAACAGCACCAGUUCGCACUAGAUAUGGAACCAACGGAAUUAUUUCAAUCCCCACCUAAAACUACUACUACAUUACCUCGUUGUAAUUCAGACUCAUCUUUCACCAUCACUGGAGAUAUAUCAACUUGUUCAGAAAUUGAAUAUUGGUCUCAAGCAUUUCGAUCACUCGGUUUGAUAACAGCGGAACAGGUUCUUAAUGAAAUCAAAGCAAGAGCAUCAAAUCAAACGUUAUGCCCAUAUUAUAGAACCGUACUACGACAAGAUUGCUGUAAAGGAUGGAGUGGCACCAAUUGUACAGAACCUAUUUGUACGAUCAAAUGUGUCAACGGAAAAUGUACAUCACCUGAAAAAUGUGCGUGCAAUAAAGGAUAUGCUGGCGAAGGCUGUCAAUACCGAGCAGGUGAUCCUCGUCUUGUUCAGUGUUAUCGAAAGUCAAAUUGUAGUUCAUCAUCGAAAAUAAGUGAUGUUCUUGUUAGUAUUGAAUAUUGUUGUGCGAAUCAAGGCGGUAUAGCAUCUGCAUCAACACAAGGAUCUUGCACAUUGUGUGCGCUGACUGAAGCAGAAAUCGCCAAUAUCACAAGGACAUCAGCCGAGAAAACGCUACCUUAUGCUACGUGUGUUUUAUGGGGAAGAGAUCAUUUUCGAACAUUUGAUGGUUUAGUCUACGAUUUUCAGGGAACAUGUCAAUAUAAAUUAGCUGGCACGGUGAAUUGGGAAAUUGAUUUACAAAUAGAAAAUUGCGAUCAGUGGGAUACGUGUGUAAAACAGAUAAGUUCAACGUUUGGAGAACAUCGAAUUGUGACAAGAGGACACAAUGUCACAAUAAAUGAUGUUCUAUUGGAGAUAACAAAAGGAUAUACAAGUGGACCUUUAACAAUUGAACGUCGUGGUGAAUAUACAUACCUUAUCUAUUCGGAUGGUGUUCGAAUGAAAUGGGAUAGCGCCAUGGCUGUUUAUGUAACCGUUGAUCAAACAUAUAUGAAACAAGUAACAGGACUCUGUGGAACGUAUACUCGCCUUCAAGAUGAUGAUCUCGAAUUACCAGAUGGAUCGAUUUCGACUCAAGUCACUCAUUUUGCAAAUGAAUGGCGUAGUGAUAGUAGCUGUCAAGCAGUUGCUGUACCAACUAAUCCAUGUAACACCGCUCAAUUGGUUAGUGCAGCUGAAAAUGCCUGUAAACCCAUUCUCGAUCCAUAUGAUUCAUUUAAAGUUUGUUUAUACGCCAUUAAUGAAACAGAUCAUUAUGAGUCGUGCAAAUGGGAUUAUUGUUCGGCAAAAGGAACAAAUGUCAAUGAAUUGUCAAUGCAACAGCAAACAGCAUUGUGUUCAGCAUUUGAAGCCAUGGCACGUGAAUGUGAAGCUCAUUUUAUUCAUGUCAAUUGGAGAAAAUCAGAUCGUUGUCCGAAAGCGUGUUCAAAUGAUAAAGUAUACACCGAAUGUGCUUCAUCUUGUCCGACCACAUGUCAAAAUCACCGGCAAGAUUUUACAAGUUCGGUAGAUUGUUCGCGCGAUUGUUCGCCAGGUUGUGUUUGUCCAUCUAACAAUGUGAUUGACUUCGGAAGAAAUGGAUCGUGCACACCCACUGAUCAGUGUACCUGUUAUUUUCAUGGAGAAUAUUAUUUACCACACGAAAAAAUUCAAAUUGAUUGUAAUGAUUGUAUAUGUGACGGUGGUACUUGGAAUUGCACACGACAUUUAUGUUCGAGAACGUGUUCCGUUUUGGGAAUGAAUCAUAUUCAUACGUUUGAUGGUAAAGCAUACACGGUCAAAGGACAUUGUGAAUACAUAUUAGUAGAAGAGAUGAAAGAUUUAAUUGGUUUAAAGGUUAAACUAACGAAUGCUCAUGAUAUACCUGCUGAUUACAGCAAAGGAUUUUACGUUCAUUUUGAUGGUAUUCGUGUCUAUAUCAAAUUAAGUACACAUUUUCUUAAUAAAACGCGUGGUUUGUGUGGUACAUACGAUUAUAACAGUCAAAAUGAUUUUAUGACUCAUAUAGCCAUUGUUGAAACGGAUAUUCGAACAUUUGUUGAUGAUUACAAAACCGAAACAACAUGUACAACGCCAGUCCAAAAACAUCCUUGUCAACAAAAUGUGGCUAAUGGACAGAAAGCUCAAACUAUAUGUAAUGUAUUGAAGUCGGAUGUAUUUUCUGCAUGUCAUUCUACUGUUAAUUUGGCACGUUUUGUUGAUGCAUGUGAAUACGAUUUAUGCUCGGAUACCAGUUCUAAUCAUCAGAAUCACUUUUUAUGCAGUAUCGGUGCGGCUUAUGCUCGAGAAUGUCGUCUAAAUAAUAUUACACUUGAUUGGCUAUCAAAUGCGGAUAUGAAAACCGCCUGUCAAUCUGCGAAAUAUGGUGAAUGUAUUGGCGGUAGCGCGUAUACCGAUUGUGCUCCUGCCUGUGCAAAUAAAUGCAAGGAUUUGGCGACAAAUCAAACAUGUUAUGAACGAGAAUGUGUUGCGGGUUGUUCCUGUCCGAAUCAACUCUAUUUGGACAAUUCAUCAGACAAAAUGCAGUGUAUAACACAAGAAAAUUGUCCAUGUUUUGAUGUUGAAAGUAAUACAAAUAUUAAAGCUGGUGGUGUCAUUCCAAGAAGUUGUGGAAACUGUUCUUGUUCUAAUGGUUAUUGGAAUUGUGGUGAUCAGAAAUGUGAUCGAACCAUUAAGUGCCCAGCAAAUCAAGUUUAUUCGUCAAACAGUUCAUCUUGUCCAAAAACAUGUGAUAAUAUGAAUAACUGGGUUGAUUGUGGAGUAAUCAACGAUGGUUGCUCAUGCCCAAACGAACAAGUUCUAAGUCAAGAUCUUAAAACAUGUGUGAAAGCCAGUUUGUGUCCAUGCCGUUAUGCUGGUCGCAUUUAUGGUGCCGAUGAGGUGAUCAAACGUGGAUGUAGUUCAUGUAAAUGUUCGGGUGGCACAUGGUCUUGUGAAGAUUUCAAAUGUGAUGCUACAUGUUCCGCACAUGGUGAUCCACAUUAUUCAACAUUUGACGGUUAUCGUUAUAGUUAUCAAGGCAAUUGUAAAUAUGUUUUAACUCAAACAGCUGAUCAUUCAUUUCGUGUUAUAACUGAAAAUGUUCAAUGUGGUACAUCAGGAGUGACAUGCACAAAAAACGUCUUGAUAACGUACAAUAACAUGAAAAUAUCGUUGAUGAGAGGACGCGAUCCAGUUGUCGAUGAUGUUGAAGUCACAGAUUUAUUAGCUGGUAGAAGAGUAUUUCAAUCUGUAACAUUAAUGAAAUCUGGUAUUUUCGUCUGGAUUAAUAGUACCGAUUUUACUAUCAAAUGGGAUGGAGCCACUCGAAUUUACGUUACGAUUCACGAUGCUUACAAAUCAAAAAUGGCUGGUUUAUGUGGUAACUUUAAUGGUGAUUCAUCAGAUGAUUUAAAUACGGCUAAUGGUGUACCAGGAAGUAUUCAUGAAAUGGCCGAAUCAUGGAAAGUUGAACAAGCAUGUGAAACAGUUAAAAAUCCAGUUAUGGACGAUUCUGCACCGUGUGCUGCGCAUGAAGCGAGAAAAGAAUGGGCAGAGAAAGAAUGUCAUAUGAUCGUUGAUACAUCACCAACAAAUCCAUUUUUACCAUGUAUCAAAAAAUUAGAUGAAACCGUUGUUCGAAAACAUUAUACUGAAUGUUUAUAUGAUGCAUGUCAUUGUGAUACUGGUGGCGAUUGUGAAUGUUUGUGUACAUCUCUGUCUGCUUUUGCUGAAAAAUGCCAGUCGAUCAAUGUUCCAGUUAAAUGGCGUAAACAAGACAAAUGUCCAAUGCAAUGUGAAAAUGGUCAAGUAUACAUGUCAUGUGGUCCCAUUGGUCAACCAACAUGUCGUGAUAUAUAUUCGUAUGAUAAUUAUGAUCCUGCUGAAUCUGGUUGUCAAGAAGGAUGCUUUUGUCCCGAUGAUCAAGUGAUGGAUAAACAAGGACAUUGUGUAAAACCGGAGUCAUGUCCAUGUGUUGAAAUGGGCGUUGCUUAUCCGGUUGGUUCAAAAACUAUUCGAAAUUGUGAAGAAUGUGAAUGUAUUAAUGCAACGUUUCAUUGUAAUAAACUGCUGGAUUGUCAACCAAAAUGUACCCAGCAUGAAUUUACAUGUAAUAAAAGUUUAGAAUGUAUACCAAAACAAUGGAUUUGUGAUAAAGUUAAAGAUUGUGCAGAUGAAAGUGACGAAAUGAAUUGUAAAUGUGCACAAGACGAUUUCAUUUGUUCAAAUGGACAAUGUAUGCAAUCAAAAUAUCGUUGUGAUGGUUUGCCGAAUUGUCGUGAUUCAUCUGAUGAACUUAAUUGCAAUUAUACGCAACCGUGUCAAGAUUUUCUAUGUGACAACAAACAUUGCGUACCUAAAUCAUGGGUAUGCGAUGGUCAUAUUGACUGUUCGGUAGAUGGCAGCGAUCAUUCGGAUGAAAAACAUUGCAAUGCAACACCAUGCGAUAUAGACAGUGGUCGGGAAUUUCGUUGUCAUGAUGAUCAAUCAAUUUGUUUACCAAUUGCUCAAAAAUGUGAUGGACAUGUUGAUUGUCUGGAUGAAAGUGAUGAAAAACAUUGCAAUUGCACAUGUGAAAAAGGUAAAUUUAAUUGUGAAACAGUUUGUCAAUGUGUCAAUCCACAACAAGUGUGCGAUGGUCGAAAAGAUUGUGUCGACGGUACAGAUGAAGCAAAAUGUAAGUGUGGUCCUAGAGAAUAUACGUGUAAUGGCGGAUUAUGUAUUAAUUCAACAAAAUUAUGUGAUCGAAUGGAAAAUUGUCCAAAAGGAGACGAUGAAACACAUCCAAGUUGUAAUCGCACGACAACUGUCCACGCAUUUUCGACAACAAUGGGUACCACUAGGUACUUGACCACUACAUUCGGUUUGACAACGGCCUCUACUCCAUUUUGUCAUACAAUGCUGUGUAAAGUUCAAAAUGUUGAACGUUGUAUUCCAUAUAACGAAACAUGUGAUGGUGAACGAUUUUGUGAUGAUGGCAAAGAUGAAAUAGCAGAAUUAUUUCCACAUGAGCCGAGAUGUGAACGAACAACAAGUAUGUCACUAUCGACAACAACACCAGCAGUAUGUACCAAACCAUCAGUUAGUGUUUGUGGAAAAUGUUUAUCAGCAUCAAAAUUGUGCGAUGGCAAAUGUGAUUGUCCAAAAGGAUGCGAUGAUGAAAAGAAUUGCACAAAUUGUACUUUACAUUGUCCUGGUAUCAGAAGUUGUUUAAAACCAGAACAAAUCUGCGAUAAUAAAUGUGAUUGUCCGGCAGAUUGUUCGGAUGAAAAAGAUUGUCUAUCUACACCACCAUGUACCGAAUUUACUUGUGACAUCACAGAAAAUAAUCCAAUAGGAAAAUGUUUGAAUAAAACGCGACUGUGCGAUGGACAUGCAGAUUGUAUUGAUAAAACAGAUGAACCAGAAGGACUUUGCAAAUAUUCAUCAACUUCAACUAAAUCAACAUUAGCAACAACAUCAAAAAGCUUGUCGACUCAAUUAACAACACAUCUACCACCAGUAUGUUUGAAUACUUCAUCCUCGUUUAUUCCAUUUUCAUUAAAUUCUCCAUUAAUUCAAUCUGUUUCUACCCCACAAUUACCUGAACUAACAAAAGGUGUGGUCAUUAGCAAUCAAUCUCCGCUACAAAUUUCAAAAGAAGAAACAAUUGUAACAUCGAUUACGUUUAUAAAGCCAUUUCAAGUGAUGAGUGUCAUUAUAACAAGUUCAAAUAAUCAAAUGAAAAUUAGUGCUUAUACAAACCAAGAAAUUGCACUAUUGAAUGCAACAAUUAGUACAAAUGCAACAAUAACAGAGUAUGUAAUACAAGCGCCAAACGCGGCCACACAACCGUCAAAUCAAUUAAUUGUAAUAAUCCAAACACCAAACUCAACAGCAAUAAUCACACAAUUUCUCAUUAAAGCAUGCACAGAGCUACCUACUACUACAUCGGCAACGCCAUAUACCGGCAGUACAACUACCUAUUCAACAACUAUCAUUAGUACUCAUACAACUCAUCAGUGUAGUGAAGAAUUGGGUCUAAGACUUGGGCUUAUACCCACCGAUUACAUUCAGGUGUCGUCAAACAAAGUAGAAGGUCAGUCACUCGAUUCCGUUCGGCUUGGAAAUUCACAGUUAUGGACAGCAGCAAAAGAUGAUUCGAACCCAUGGAUUCAAAUAUCAUUUCCAUUAGAUAACGCACAAACAAUUAGUGGGUUUGAAAUGACUAGUGAUGAGACUCAAAUCAAUGUUGAGUUUGAUACAUUAACAAAGAGAAAUAUUGUAUACGAAGACAAUCCCAUAUAUCGUUCACCCACAACAUCAUCAGAAAUUUGCAUCAUCCACUUUUAUCAAGCAUUUCCAGAUAUAAUUCGAAUCCGUUUUACAUUUUCUCGUGUUCUAUCGAACACUGUUGUUAUAGCACAAAUAGAACUCCUUGGAUGUGCUCACUUUUCAACUCUGACUACACCAGCUCCGCAUAAAACGGGUGCCACAACUGGCUCACAUACGACAGGUAAACGAGCUUCCCACGAAACAGAUUUAACGUCUAGUCAAGCAACUGGUACAAAAAUUACUCAUGGAACAAGUUCAACACAACCCUCAUCGACCAUUACAACUAGGCAGCCAUUAAUUAUCACACUAUUACAAAAAAUUCGUAAAGUUCAACAACUUGUGAUAUUACCGAAUUCAAAUAUAGAAUCUUAUAUCAUCACCUACAAAGCACCAAAUGGCGACAGUAUUAUUCUCGAUGGAGUAAACCGCCUUUGA
Molecule: messenger RNA, 7099 nt
Organism: Didymodactylos carnosus
Lineage: Eukaryota; Metazoa; Rotifera; Eurotatoria; Philodinida; Philodinidae
Source: the annotation of a GenBank genome assembly